Molecule: messenger RNA, 2464 nt
Organism: Arabidopsis lyrata subsp. lyrata
Lineage: Eukaryota; Viridiplantae; Streptophyta; Magnoliopsida; Brassicales; Brassicaceae
Product: rho GTPase-activating protein 3
Exons: 5
Coding region: 871-2238 (455 amino acids)
Biological process (GO): signal transduction
Molecular function (GO): GTPase activator activity
Source: RefSeq, a predicted model, not a curated record
UUUCACUUAACGGAUCAUGGAAAGUAAGAAUCAAUACGAUACACAAUGUUUAAUUGUGUAUUUGACGUGAUAAAAGAACAACGAACCAAUGCACAUGUAAACAUGUGAUAACGUAUCCCAAAAACAAAAAAUAGCCAGGACACUACAGCGAAGUCGUCUUUUGUGAUGUCGAUUCUAUAUCGUCGCCCCCACUUACAACGACGUCGUAUAGGUUUAAUCAUCAAUCAUGGUUUCAAUAUUUAUAAACAAUCGAACAAAAAAACUUUGUAUACAUACGUUCUAAUUGGUAAACAAAAAAAGAGAGAGGGAAGGAUCCUAACAUUGAGUUACAGAGACACUAGAGCCUUAAAAACAAAAUUGCUUAUGACUUAUGUCAAAUAUAAGACAAAAUCAAAGAAAGUUCCAAAAAACAACACUGACUCGUAUGUCCCCCAUUCUUACUUGUCACCCAUCUCAUCUAAUCAUCUCCUAGGCAGCUUCACGAGCCGUAGUCUAAUCUAAAAUCUUAUCAUUAGACAUUUCUAUAUAUCUUUUAAUUUAUUUAUGUUUUUCACCACUGUACAAAACCAUGAAUUUUACUCCAUAAGUGGAGUAUCAUUUUCAUUUACGUCUCCGUCACUCUUUCUCCCUAUCCACUAAACACAGAUCCCAAAAAAGAAAAAUAUAAGUAAAAAAUGAAAAGAAUCGUCCCUUUGUUUCUACGCGAUUUUCUGUAAAAUUUCCUUCGUUUUCUCGCAGUUUCUUUCUCACCAAACAAUCCCUUAUAUCUCUCUAUCUCUUUCUUUCUCUCACAUUCAAAGCUUCUUCUUCUAAACUCUACCAUUAACAUUACAUUCUCUCAUAUUAUCCGGCAGAGACAGAAGAGAAACGAUGACUAACUUCUCCCGAUCCAAAUCAACCGGAACUAUCGGUUUCCCGGAGUUUAAACCGACUCGACCCGGUCCAGACAUAUACGAGAACAUCCACAACGAUGACGACGAGUACGAGGAAGGACAUAGCACUACGAGCACAGACUACUACGACGCUUCAACGCCGUUGAGCUCACACGCGUCAAGAUCCGGUAACGGGUCCGGGUCGGGUCAGUUAACGAUCGUAGACCUGCUUGCGGCGGUUCUGAGGAAGUCGUUGGUGAUGUCGUGUGCCAUGGAGAGAGGGGACGAUGACGUGGCGGCGUCUAUGGAUAUAGGUUGGCCGACGGAGGUUAAGCACGUGAGUCACGUGACUUUUGACCGGUUUAAUGGUUUUCUUGGUCUUCCGUCUGAGCUCGAACCGGAGGUUCCUCCUCGAGCUCCUAGCGCCAGUGUAAGUGUAUUUGGAGUAUCGGCAAAGUCAAUGCAAUGCUCUUAUGACGACAGAGGAAAUAGUGUCCCAACAAUCCUUCUCAGGAUGCAAAAACGUCUAUACACCGAAGGAGGUCUUAAAGCAGAAGGAAUAUUCCGAAUUAAUCCAGACAACGGCAAAGAAGAGCAUGUCCGACGACAGCUAAACCGCGGUGUGGUACCACGUGGAAUUGACGUUCAUUGCUUGGCAGGAUUAAUAAAGGCAUGGUUUAGGGAGCUACCUACAGGAGUGCUUGACGUGUUGACACCAGAUCAAGUGAUGAGGUGUAACACAGAGGAGGAUUGUAGCCGGCUAGUGAUACUUCUUCCUCCCGUUGAAUCUGCGCUUCUCGACUGGGCCAUUGGUCUAAUGGCGGAUGUGGUGGAGCAUGAACAGUUUAAUAAAAUGAAUGCUCGCAAUGUAGCUAUGGUCUUUGCCCCAAACAUGACUCAAAUGGCAGAUCCUUUAACUGCACUAAUCCACGCGGUGCAAGUGAUGAACUUUCUCAAGACUUUGAUCUUAAUGAACCUCAAAGAGAGGGACAACGCAGACGCGAAAGCAAGGUGGCUCGAGAAACAAACAUCGAAUCCAUCAGAAGAAUGGGAAUCACAACACUCUGAGAUAUUAAGCCCUGAGAAACCCAACAAUAAUAACCCUAAGUUCUUGAGAGUGGCUACUCUGUGUAGGUUAGAGGCUGACAAUGAAGAAAAGUUUUGGAACAAAAAGAAGAGAAACGAUCAUGAAGCUGUUUUAAAUUCUUCAUCGGGUAAUGAAAACAUCGGACCGGUACAAAGGUUAUGUAAGCAUCCACUGUUUCAGUUAAGCAAAUCCACAAAGAAAGCUUUUGUAAGUAAUCGAGAUGAAGGAAGGAAAGGACGAGAAGCUUGGAGUUCACGUCUCUCGUCUUUGCCUUGGUAAAAUUUUCCUACCUCACUUUAUUUUUCAUGUUUUUGAGAGUGUAAAAAAUAUUGUGAAAUAUGAUUAUAGGUGUUAGUUGUUUGAAAUAGGGAUAAAUUUAUAUCCAAUCAAUUCAGAAAUGGAAACAAAUGUAUGCUAGUUCUUGUCUAAGAGAAAACUCAUGUAUACUCUAUUCACAAAAACAGAGCCGUUCUCUAUUCCAACAACAGAGUCGUCUCUGUUCCUA